This is a messenger RNA of Drosophila sechellia, 1229 nucleotides long. It is a transcript of the gene Pex11c, whose product is annotated as peroxisomal biogenesis factor 11c. Gene Ontology annotation, biological process: peroxisome fission. Bases 207 to 1055 code for a protein of 282 amino acids. Lineage: Eukaryota; Metazoa; Arthropoda; Insecta; Diptera; Drosophilidae. The record is from RefSeq and is a predicted model, not a curated record. The transcript is spliced from 4 exons. Gene Ontology annotation, cellular component: peroxisomal membrane.
CACAGCCGAGUAAAUUUCCAAUUAAUUGGAAACACACCUGUUUGUUUACGUUUGCGAACGAGUGUUUUUCCCAAUUUGUAUGCGCAAAUUUAAAAAAUGCAUCGUGGCAUUUUGACUGGUUUCUAUUUCCUUUUUGGACUGGUCCAUUGAGGGGCUCGCUUGAAAUUGAAACUGAACCAACAGGUUUCCAUGUUGUUGCUGCAUCGAUGUUGGCAUUGGUGGUCUGGGGGUCUCGAACAAGGAAGCCAACAGCAGUUUGGACCUUGCCUUACUUCUUUCUGAUUCGCAAUGGAUUAUGUGUUUCGCUUUCCGCUUAUCAGUCGCAUUUCGGCGGCGAUCGAGUCAAGAUAAUGCUCAAUACUAUAGCUGGCAAACCCUUAAGCCGCUGCCAGAUAAAGCGGAUAAUUCGUUAUGAACGAAAGGUGAUGAAGGCAUUGUGCUACAGUGCCAAACUGGUGGCUGGCUACCAUGCCAAGCGGAAUCCGGAUCUAGCCAAGCGAUACGCCACCGCCAGCUCCAGGAUCUCAGGUGCGAGAGCCACCCUGCGACUCAUCGACGACAUACCCAUGAUUCAAUAUGCUUUGGAGUAUGGCUUGGGCGAGAAUGAGCCCGAUCGCGUCAUGCAAGUGCUGGGUGUGACGGCCAACAUAGUGGACUUGCUCUACUAUCCCAUCGAGAAGGUGUGCUGGCUGGCCGAGCACAAGAUUGUGGAUGUCAAGAAUGCGGAUAACUGGGACAAUGUCAACUCCAUAUUCUGGGUGCUUUCGGUGUACCUGAAUCUCAUGAGGACAAUGCGGAAUUUUUCACUGAAUCAGGAAAAGCUGAACCGAACGAAUAAUAUAAACGAAUUGGAUGUGAAAACGUUGAGCAAGCACCGCCUGGAGAUGGUGUCCAUCGUUCGCAUCUCACUCGAUUUUGUCCACGCCGUCAGCACGCUGCCGAAGGGAUAUUUGUGGGGCGGCAAGCUGUCCACCCUGCAGGUGGGUGCUAUUGGCACCUUAUCCGCUGGCCUGGGCAUCUACCAGAUCUUUGCCAAGAGAAGACUGAACAAGUAGUCGGUCCGCCGUUGUAUUUGCAAUCCGUGUACUCGUAUUUGUUCAACAGAAUUUUAAGCUAGUCGGUAAUCGUUUUUGUACGUUGAGUUUUUUCUACGGCACCCGAAAGUGUGUUUAGCGAUAAGUCCUUUAAAGUAGCACAAAAUACACGCGCUGAAUAAUUGUAAAACAGGA